GCUGUGAGACUCGGAGGCGGUAGCGCGGCACCCCCCCCACCCCGGGCGAGGAGCGAGCGCGCCGGCGUGAGCGGCGGGUGCAAGGGCUGCGGGGAAGGGGAUUCGCCGCCGCCGAGAUGCCGGAGUUCUUGGAAGACCCCUCGGUCCUGACGAAAGAGAAGUUGAAGAGUGAGUUGGUCGCCAACAAUGUGACGCUCCCGGCCGGGGAGCAGCGCAAAGACGUGUACGUGCAGCUCUACCUGCAGCACCUCACGGCGCGCAACCGGCCGCCGCUCGCCGCCGGCGCCAACAGCAAGGGGCCCCCGGACUUCUCCAGCGACGAAGAGCGCGAACCUACCCCGGUCCUGGGCUCUGGGGCCGCCGUCGCGGGCCGCAGCCGCGCCGCAGUCGGCAGGAAAGCCACAAAGAAAACUGAUAAACCCAGACUAGAAGAUAAAGAUGAUCUAGAUGUAACCGAGCUCUCUAAUGAAGACCUUCUGGAUCAGCUUGUGAAAUAUGGAGUGAACCCUGGUCCUAUUGUGGGAACAACCAGGAAGCUAUAUGAGAAAAAGCUGUUGAAACUGAGGGAACAAGGAACAGAAUCUAGAUCUUCUACUCCUCUGCCAGCAAUUUCUUCUUCAGUGGAAAAUACAAGACAGAAUGGAAGUAAUGACUCUGACAGAUACAGUGACAAUGAAGAAGGAAAGAAGAAAGAACACAAGAAAGUGAAGUCCACUAGGGAUUUUUUUCCUUUUUCUGAACUUCCAACUACUCCCUCUGGUGGAUUUUUUCAGGGUAUUUCUUUUCCUGAAAUCUCCACCCGUCCUCCUUUGGGCAGGACUGAACAACAGGCAGCUAAGAAAGUACAUUCUUCUAAGGGAGACCCACCUAGGGAACCUCUUAUUGCCACAGCCUUGCCUGGCAGGGAACAGAUGCAGAAGUUAGCUUCUGGAGGGAAUUUGUUUGUUUCCUCCAAGUCUAGCCAUGAUAGAUGUUUAGAGAAAAGUUCUUCGACAUCUCCUCAGCAUGAACUCGCUGCCAUGUUGGUCUCUGCUGCAGCUUCUCCUUCACUGAUUAAAGAAACCACCAGUACUUGCUAUAAAGACAUAGUAGAAAAUAUUUACUGUGGAGAGAAAAGUGGAAUUCAACCAUUAUGUACUGAGAGGUCCCAUGUUUCAGAUCAGUCAGUUCUCUCCGGUGAAAGGAGAGCACUAGAAGAGUCUGAGAGAUCACAAGUAAUUUCUCCACCACUGGCUAAGGCAAUAAGAGAUUACAUCAAUUCUCUGUUGGUCCAGGGUGGAGUAGGUAGUUUGCCUGGGACUUCUAACUCUACACCCCCACUGGAUGUAGAAAAUAUAUGGAAGAGAAUUGAUGCACCUAAUUUUCGAGAAACAGAAUCCCUGUCUCCUCCACGAAAAUUACCUAGACUCAGUGAAAAGUCAGUAGAAGAAAAGGAUUCAGGUUCCUCUGUGGCAUUUCAAAAUAUACCUGGAUCUGAACUGAUGUCUUCUUCUGCAAAAACCGUUGUCUCUCACUCACUCACUACCUUAGGCAUAGAAAUGUCUAAGCAAUCACAGCAUGAUCAAAUAGAUGCCCCCGAACUAUCUUUUCCCUUCCAUGAAUCUAUUUUAAAAGUAAUUGAAGAGGAGUGGCAGCAAAUUGACAGGCAGCUGCCUUCACUGGCAUGCAAGUAUCCAAUUUCUUCCAGAGAGGCAACACGGAUAUUAUCAGUUCCAAAAGUAGACAAUGAAAUCCUAGGGUUUAUAUCUGAAGCCACUCCACCAGCAGGUAUUCAGGCAGCUUCCCCUGAGUCCUAUGAUAAACAGUUGGACUUAGCACUUUGUGGAACGUAUGAAGCUGCAGCAUCAGCAUUGCAGAUUGCAACCCAUACUGCCUUUGUAGUUCGGGCUAUGCAGGCAGACGUUAGUCAGGCUGCACAAAUUCUUAGCUCAGAUCCUAGUCACGUGCACCAGGCACUUGGGAUGCUAAGCAAAACAUAUGAUGCGGCCUCAUUUCUUUGUGAAGCUGCCUUUGAUGAAAUAAAAAUGGCUGCUUAUACCAUGGGAUCUUCCACCUUAGGUCGCCGAUAUCUCUGGCUAAAAGAUUGCAAAAUUAAUCCAGCUUCUAAGAAUAAGCUGGCUGUUACUCCCUUUAAAGGCGGAACAUUAUUUGGAAGAGAAGUAUUCAAAGUAAUUAAAAAGUGUGGAAAAAAACACUAAUAAAAUUAAGAAUAAAGACAUCUAUCUUAUCUUUGAUAUGGGGGAACUUGGUAGCUUUUCUAGGAAUUUGAAGUACUUUUAUGCCAAAAUUUUCUAAGAUCUUUUUAGUCUCCAGAAUAGCCUAAUUUCAAAAUGUCAAACUUCAAUUAAAUUGCAGUAUAAAAGUAAUUGCCUACAUAUAUCUGCCUUUUUUUUUAGUUGCACAGAAAGAAACCUGAUACUAACAGUUUAAAGCUUUUCUAGAUCACAUUUUUUUCUCAAAUAGUUCAGUCUUUCCUAUUUUAAGAUUUUACAACUCUUCAAAACUAAGAAAAUUCCAUUAACUAGAUUAUAAGUUGAGUCUCCAUGGUUUUAAAUAUUACCAAAUAUUUUAUUACUUUCCAGAACUUGUCUACACAUUUUCUCUUAUUUUCUCACUUGUGUUGUUUUUUACUGAUAUCUACAGUAUUGUUCAUAAUAGUCCAAAUCAGUGCAACUCAAAGUGCCAGUCUACAAACUGUUACUGAUCCACAGAUAAGAUAAGCAUGUCCCAGAAUUUGAAUCUAGAUGAAUGACAGGCUUUAUUUUUGUGGUAAAACUUUAUUGGUAGAGGAAAGACAGUGUGCUGAUUUACAUUCUGGCACAAAUGCCUCGUUUUUUCAUGGACUGGUAGCAAACAGUUGGUGGACUACACUUUGAGAAAUACUGCUGUAGACCAUAGUAUUCUGGGAUAGUGCAUUCUCACCAUCACUGUAAAACUAUAGUCAGAUGAAUUAGGAAAGAUGGGACUUUUUUUUUAUAAGUAACAUUUUUAAGGUACAUUGUAAUUCAUGGAUGAUUAGGCUUAAUCUAAGCUAAAUUCUAAAAGCAAAUUUAAGUUAUUAGUUUUUUUUUAAGUCAUAAGAAAUCAUACUAUAUCCCAGUUUCUGUGUGUCUAUAUAAAGCAAUAUAUUCUCUGUUUUCAUUUCUAUGAUUGUAAGAUGAGAGAGUCUAACUGUAGAGGCACUUGAUAAUAGAAUUUCUUUGUAUUUUUAUGGAAAAUAGUAGUAUUAAUUAUAAACAAAGUAUAGUCCCGUGGGACUUACAGCCAUUACUAUAUUCUUAGACUAACCUAUCCAUCUUUGCAGCUUUCUGGGAGUAAGUCUAUUUGUUAUUUGUCUUCUGAAAUGUACAUGUAUACAUGUACCUACUAAGUACUAUGUGAUUUUUUUUUA
This is a messenger RNA of Physeter macrocephalus (sperm whale), 3391 nucleotides long. It is a transcript of the gene TMPO, whose product is annotated as thymopoietin. The transcript has 4 exons. Lineage: Eukaryota; Metazoa; Chordata; Mammalia; Artiodactyla; Physeteridae. The coding region runs from base 117 to 2198 and encodes 693 amino acids. The record is from RefSeq and is a predicted model, not a curated record. Gene Ontology annotation, molecular function: DNA binding.